Messenger RNA from Oikopleura dioica, 726 nucleotides. NCBI's taxonomy places the organism in Eukaryota, Metazoa, Chordata, Appendicularia, Copelata, Oikopleuridae. The record is from the annotation of a GenBank genome assembly.
AUGUUGUCAACGCCAAUGUGCGAGAUCGUCGUUGUUAUUAUGCCACUCAAAAGCCACAAGCAGCUGCAUCUUCUCGUUGCCGGACACACAAGCGACACUUUUCUGGACCAAUUUGAGAAAUUUGCCAACGUGAGUUACAAGCGCCUCAAAGCCGAGCCCUGGAGAAACCCUGGCCUCGCUGCUCAUCCCCACUGGCGAAAAAGUCGACUCGAAAAGUAUCCCGACAGUUUGAGAGAAAUGGCCGCUGGAGCCGGAGCCGCCACUGGAGCAGCGACUGGAGCAGCCACUGAAGCAGCGACUGGAGCAGCCACUGGAGCAGCCACUGGAGCAGUCGCUGGAGAAGCCGCUGGAGAAGCCACUGGAGCAGCCGUUGGUGCCGACUACGCCGACGACUACCACUGCGCCGACUACGACUGUGUCGACUACGACUGUGUCGACUACGACAGUGCUCCAGACGAGCGAUGCCACGACGACGACGACGACAACGACGACGACGUUGACCUCUUUCCCGAGUACGACAGCGAUGCCACCGAUAUUGAAAACGAUGACAACGAGCCAAUUCGAAAUUUGGGAGGACUUGUGCCCAAUGUAUUUGACGAAAAUACCCGCGUGCGAGUGCUUCAAGGUACCGAAGUUAAAGAUAUGCCGCGCUGUCCAACACAAAACUGUCCGUAUACAAACGAUCGCCUCGCUCGAAUGAGAGAUCACAUUAAAAGUGCACUCUAG